This is a messenger RNA of Galleria mellonella (greater wax moth), 3242 nucleotides long. RefSeq names its product myb-like protein U. The transcript is spliced from 8 exons. Gene Ontology annotation, cellular component: nucleus. Lineage: Eukaryota; Metazoa; Arthropoda; Insecta; Lepidoptera; Pyralidae. Gene Ontology annotation, molecular function: RNA binding. Bases 104 to 3067 code for a protein of 987 amino acids. The record is from RefSeq and is a predicted model, not a curated record.
UCAAACGAUCACUCGUUUACGUUUUUUCUAUAACGAGUUAGAAAAUGCUUCUUGUAAAAUUUAAAUAAUUAUAAUUAACUACUAGGAAAAUUUCUUAAAAACAAUGUCUGGUGGUCUUUUAGAUAAGGUUUACAUAGGUUUGGAUAAUGCCCCGACUGCAUUUGACAUAAAAAGUCGCAUUCUAGGACCAAAUAGCACAAACUUAGAAUAUAUACGGUCUGAAACAGGAGUUACAGCGGUUUUAAAAGGAGAUAAGUUUGAACCGUUGCAUUUAGCAUUGCAUCAUACAAGAGCGGAAUCACUAGCGGCCGCGCGGGCGUUAGCACAGAAUCUUAUUGAGACUAUACGAGCUGAAUUGGCGCAAUGGAGCGCUGCUCAUGCCGGAGGGCCUCCACCGUCGCUGAACGUUCCCCCGCCUACGUUAACUACAACGAGUACUCCCAUGUCAGUUCCACCACCAGUCGUCACUGUUUCCUUGCCAACUUCGUCGACGUUGACAUCAGCACAGCACACGGUCAUCCCUCCAGUAGUGAGUGUCGCACCAGCAAGUACACCGCUGAUGACCAUGCGUCAACCUACAGUCUUACAACUUCUGCCCCAACAACAGUAUGUGUUAAAUCAAGAAAAUGGACAGCUAAUACCUAUAGUCCAGCCUGGUGUUCAAGUUUCAAACACCAAUUUCACCUCGUUGCCUAUAGCACAAUCUUUAGGUUUACAACAACCAAAUUUUGGGGCUACCCAAAUUGUUGAUAUAUCCAGCAUGCAGCCUGUUAAUGUGACACAAUUGCGGCUGAGCGGAGUACCUUCUUCUAUGUCUAUGAUACUGCCAAAUGGGCUGUCUUUUCCACAAGCGAGCCUUUCAGCUGCCGAUACUACAACUGUAAGCUCUGCCACUGCUACUCCUGUGGUCUGUGCUGCCCCAAGUACAAAUGCCUCACAGAAAAUCUUAUACAGCACAGAUAAAGGAGAUAAAGAUGUGAAAUAUCACAUACAGGGCUCUGAUACUGUGCAGUGGACAGUCCCAGGGUCACAGACUAUGCUCAUACCGUAUCAACAGCUGCAAGAUUUGACUUCUAGUCAAUCGGGCUUAGCCAACUUGCAGUCGCAACAAUUUGUUUCUAUAGCACCAGCAGGAGGUCUUCCACAAACAUCCUUACCGUUAAGCGCUGCUCAGUUGCAGCAGCUACAAGCUACUGGCACUAUUAUGCAGCUCAAUCAAAAGCCUAUAGUCAGCAGUGGUUCUUUGAUAAAUAUUAUAUCAACCGGACAAGCAUCGUCUCCACAGAUUAUAUCAAAUACAUCUACGUCUUCAAAAAAUAUAAGUGGACCAGAGGCGAGAGGGCAAAAGAGACUAUCAGAUGGUACACCAAAUCAACUGCAAUUGCGACCUAUAGCGCCAGCUGGGUCUCAGGACAAGGGUUCGGGCAGAGAAUCGCGCGCGUGGACCGCCGCCGCAGCUAGAGACAACACCGUUGUCAGCAUGGGGACGAAAAUUAAUCCAGCUCAUGGGACCAUUAUUCACGUGUCAUCAGGACAGCAAACAAACGUGGCAGCUUCAGGAGUAUCGCAAGAUGGCAGCGGAAUGUACAUUAGACAAAUAGACAGAAACGCUAUACAAAUCCAAGCUGGCAAAGAUAGCUUGAAACAAGACUUGUCAGCGAGUAAAGUUCAAAGCGCGGCUCAAAACGUACAAAUGAUAACUGUACCACCGGGAAUGACUGUAUUACAGAACCCGCUAAACAUCAGUCAAGUGCCGACUGUAAUUGGCCAGCCAAAUAGCCAAGUGUACAUGAUCCCGGCGAAUCAUCCCAAUUUAGUCCAAGCAGGAACAUUACCUCCGAGUAUAAUAGGACAGCAAAUGUUACAACCUGGGCAGAAUGUGACAGUUAUGCAGCCAAAUCAAUUGACCGUACCUGGGGGAGUUCAAUAUAACGUGCCAUUGAUGCCAAUGAACAUGCCAGCCAACUCCGCCUACAUGCCGGCUGGUAUAAAUUUAAAUACUCAACUAUCGGCGCAACAACUAAACGCUGCUCUCGCAGGGCAGCAGCUAACAAAUCAAAAUUUAGCUGUUUCUGGAACGAUACCUAUCGUACAAGCUCCUCCACCUUCGUCCCCAAUGACUAAUCCACCUCCGAUGACAAAUCCACCUCCAAUGACUAAUCCGCCAUCAAUGACUAAUCCGCCUCCAAAUAUUCCCGUGACACAACCCCCACCGGUCCACCAAAUAGUACCCCAGAACUCCUUCAUGACACCAACUACACAAUACACAAACAUGCCUCCCCAUUACAUGAUGCAAGCUAAUUCCGGAACAAUAACGGUCCCGCCCAAUAAUCCUAACGUACAGUAUAAUUUGGCAAACAAUCAAACUACCAAUCCCGCCUCUAACAAUGGCAAUGGUCAGUCCAAUACCACCAGCGACUCUGAUAGCACAAAUGGUACUAACAACCAGACAAAUUACAUCUCAUCUUCUCAAGACAAUUACUCUAUGUCAGGCACAACAAGUGUACAAAAUCCUGGUCAACAAAAUUUCCCAUCUUCUGUUGAUGCUUCAGCAACGCAAACGACUGGAAUCUCUCCGCAAAAUCAGACUGCUACACCUAAUUAUGGCACAUCUAAUGGUGCCAACCAGACUACGAGUUACAAUGUAAAUCAAACCACAAUAACACAGCCACCACCGAACUAUAACCCUAAUCCAACGAAUGGAGCGAAUUCACAAUCAAGUAACCAAAGCUAUGGCUCGGGAACACCGAGCACACAGAACACGUCACAAAGCAACUUCUCUCCGUCCACAACACCGGCACCAAACCAAAACUAUCCUCCGCCGAGUCUUCCUAACAUGCCCAAUUUGAACUUCCCUCCAAAUCAAAAUUCCCAGAAUCCGUACCCUAAUGCUACAGGACAGAACUUGGCAGCUUACGCGAAUAAUCAGUACCAAUAUACCAGCAGGCCCUGGUUUCGGCCUCGAUAUGGAUCUCCUCAAGGUUCACCAUAUAGUUCCGGAGCAGGACCUCCAAAUGGACCUCCUAUGCCACCAUUAGGAAACUAUAACUAUUGGCAAGAUAGUUGAGAUUUAGACAAUAUUGAUAUGAGUAUCAUACAGUGAUGUCUAAUAUAUGGACGUUAAAAUUGGAUUGGGUGGAUGUUAAUAUCACUGGUAUAUUGUGAUAUUAACGGUUAUGAUUAAGGAUAUGAAUGAUUAAAGUGUAAAGAUUAUAAUUAUGAAAUAAAGACUAUUUCUAUCA